Myotis lucifugus (little brown bat) is the source of this 2203-nucleotide messenger RNA. Its product is annotated as RB1-inducible coiled-coil protein 1-like. Gene Ontology annotation, cellular component: extrinsic component of membrane; phagophore assembly site membrane; Atg1/ULK1 kinase complex. Lineage: Eukaryota; Metazoa; Chordata; Mammalia; Chiroptera; Vespertilionidae. The transcript has 12 exons. Gene Ontology annotation, biological process: positive regulation of protein phosphorylation; autophagosome assembly; reticulophagy. Gene Ontology annotation, molecular function: molecular adaptor activity; protein kinase binding. The annotation marks the transcript as partial. The record is from RefSeq and is a predicted model, not a curated record.
AAAUAAUGGGGCCAGAAUCAUUCAGGCAGUCUGGCUCCACAAUUCCGGGCUCUUUUGCCAUUAUAUUGUAAAGACUGAGAAACGCUGUAGGGUUUAGCAGUUUGGGGAGUUCUUUGGAGACUUUUUGUUUGAUAUCUUUUAAUGGUGUGGUGUGGGUCCAAGUCACAUGUGGUUUCAGUGAAUGUGCAGGUAGGAAAAAGACUGAGUAGAGAUUACUGUUUCAGAAGGUAAUUUUAAAAGGAAGAGAAUAGUAACCAUAUAUUGUCAUCAUAUACUAAUUAUUUCUCUCCAUAGUAAUCCAGAAAUUUUUCUUUUUCAGUUCACCAAAUUUAACCAGUAAUGCCAUUCAGUUGCCAAUAUCAAGCAAAGCAAACAUAAGCCAGUUUUAAUCUUUUUAAGAAAAGUGGUAGUUCUUUUCACAGUGCCUGACGUAACUAUAUCAGAGUGUGAGGUAUAAGCCCACAGAAUCCAGAGAAGUCAUCAUGAAGUUAUAUGUAUUUCUGGUUAACACUGGAACUACCCUAACAUUUGACACUGAACUUACAGUGCAAACUGUUACAGAUCUUAAGCAUGCUAUUCAUAGCAAAUACAAGAUCGCUAUUCAGCACCAGGUGCUGGUGGUCAAUGGAGGAGAGUGUAUGGCUGCAGAUAGAAGAGUGUGCACCUACAGUGCUGGGACGGACACAAAUCCAAUUUUUCUUUUUAACAAAGAAAUGAUCUUAUGUGAGCUUCCACCUGCUAUUCCUAAAACUACCUUUUCAACAGAAAAUGACAUGGAAAUAAAAGUUGAAGAGUCACUAAUGAUGCCUGCAGUUUUUCACACUGUUGCUUCAAGAACACAGCUUGCAGUGGAAAUGUAUGAAGUUGCCAAGAAACUUAGCUCCUUCUGUGAAAGUCUGGUCCAUGAUGAACACCUUCAACACCAGGGCUGGGCUGCAAUCAUGGCCAAUCUGGAGGACUGUUCAAAUUCAUACCAAAAGCUACUUUUCAAGUUUGAAAAUAUUUAUUCAAAUUAUCUGCAAUCCAUAGAAGACAUCAAGCUAAAACUUACUCAUUUAGGAACUGCGGUUUCAGUAAUGGCCAAGAUUCCGCUGUUGGAGUGCCUAACCAGACAUAGUUACAGGGAAUGUUUGGGAAGAAUGGAUUCUUUACCUGAACAUGAAGGCUCAGAAAAGGCUGAGAUGAAAACUUCCACUGAACUGGUGCUCUCUCCCGAUACGCCUAGGACAACUAACAAAUCCUUGUUAACCUCAUUUCACAAGUCAGUGGAACAUGUAGCCCCAGAUACCACAGAUGUUGAAAGUGGAAAAGAAAUUGGGGAAUCUUGUCAAAGUACUGCUCAGCAGGAUGAAACUUCAGUAGAUGCUAAAGACAGAGAUCUGCCUUUUUUUAAUGUUUCUUUGUUAGACUGGAUAAAUGUUCAAGAUAGACCUAAUGAUGUGGAAUCAUUAGUUAGGAAGUGCUUUGAUUCAAUGAGCAGGCUUGAUCCAAGGAUUAUUCGACCAUUUAUAGUAGAAUGCCGUCAAACUAUUGCCAAACUUGAUAAUCAGAAUAUGAAAGCCAUUAAAGGACUCGAAGAUCGGCUGUAUGCCCUGGAUCAGAUGAUUGCUAGCUGUGGCCGACUGGUGAAUGAGCAGAAAGAACUUGCUCAGGGAUUUUUAGCUAAUCAGAUGAGAGCUGAAAACUUGAAGGAUGCAUCUGUAUUACCUGAUUUAUGCCUGAGUCAUGCAAACCAAUUGAUGAUUAUGUUGCAAAAUCAUAGAAAACUGUUGGAUAUUAAACAGAAGUGUACCACUGCCAAACAAGAGCUAGCAACUAACCUACAUGUCAGAUUGAAGUGGUGUUGCUUUGUAAUGCUUCAUGCUGAUCAAGAUGGAGAGAAAUUGCAAGCUUUACUUCGCCUCGUAAUAGAGCUGUUAGAAAGAGUCAAAAUUGUUGAAGCUCUUAGUACAGUUCCUCAGAUGUACUGCUUAGCUGUUGUUGAAGUUGUAAGGAGAAAAAUGUUCAUAAAACACUACAGGGAGUGGGCUGGUGCUUUAGUCACAGAUGGAAAGCGAUUAUAUGAAGCUGAAAAGUCAAAAAGGGAAUCCUUUGGGAAAUUAUUUAGGAAGUCUUUUUUAAGAAAUCGCCUAUUUAGAGGAUUGGACUCCUGGCCUUCGUCCUUUUGUAAGUUUCAACCAAAUUCACGAUCGACAAUGACAGA